UCGCGAAGAUUUGUCGCCAAGUGUGACACUUUGAUUGUAUCAUAGAGGGCGAGGGAGGCGAGAGUCUGCCUGUAUAAGGAGUACAUUUGCGCAUCUUGCAUUUGAUCAUUCUACACCGUCCAAGAUUCGAGCAAGAGCAUUACACCUUCAAGCUACAGACCUCCAAAAGACACUUCAACCACUACAUAUUGCACUAUGCCUUCGUUCAAGGACUCCGUCUCUUCUACUCCUGCGGGCCCCUCAUCAGCACCCACCCCUGCCUCGACUGUCCCCACUCAGUCUACACCCGAGACUCUCCACGGAGCUACUACAGCUCUCACUGGUCAGGGUCUCAACCUGUGCCCUCACUGCUUUCGUGAGAUGUCGCACUGCACUGAGCGCUUCGAGUUCGCUUGAACGCAUUUUCAAUCAAACUAUCGCCGGGCAUGUGUAAAAAAAAA
Messenger RNA from Didymella exigua CBS 183.55, 440 nucleotides. RefSeq lists its product as uncharacterized. The record is from RefSeq and is a predicted model, not a curated record. Lineage: Eukaryota; Fungi; Ascomycota; Dothideomycetes; Pleosporales; Didymellaceae. The transcript has 2 exons. Bases 196 to 396 code for a protein of 66 amino acids.